This is a messenger RNA of Andrographis paniculata, 3849 nucleotides long. RefSeq names its product F-box/LRR-repeat protein 15-like. NCBI's taxonomy places the organism in Eukaryota, Viridiplantae, Streptophyta, Magnoliopsida, Lamiales, Acanthaceae. The coding region runs from base 589 to 3561 and encodes 990 amino acids. The transcript is spliced from 17 exons. Gene Ontology annotation, molecular function: protein binding. The record is from RefSeq and is a predicted model, not a curated record.
UGCUACGCUACGCUGCGAUUACGCUCUCGCUCGGACAGGACAGGACUGGCCACGCGCGAUCGAGCGAGCAUCAUCAAUUGGCAAUCAACGCAAAUUCCAUUCUCUCUCGUUCUCGUUCUCGUUCUCCGCUUCUACUCACUCGUCCCUCCACACAAACCCCACUCGCUCGCUCGCUCGCUCACAAUUCAUUUCCUCAACCGCAGACGACGACGACGACGACGACCCAGUGACGACACAACAGCACACCGCCAGAUUCUACGUUGCCCGCCAGAAAAAGAAAAAAAAUAUAUAUUAUUUUUUUGCCAAGUCUGCCUCUCCCAUUUCACGAUCUCAUCUUUUACAACCUAUGUUUCUUGGUUUUCUUUACUUAGAUUUUCGCUUCUUCAUUUUUCCUCUUCUUUCCCAGAUUUUACGCUAUUCCACGCCCACUUUAACCACUGCUCUCUGCAAUUCUGGUUUCCUCUCUUUUGCUCUUUUAUUUUUGUUUUCAUUUUUAUUUUAGGGUUUUGUCGCUGAAUUAGGGCUUCUGAGGGAGAAAUCUUUCGGAUCGUUGAUUAGGGUUGCUCAAGGUCGAGCUUCUCUACUUGUAUGAAGAUUUGGUGCUUUCCUUGUUUAUGCUUUGGAGAAAAAGAGGAAGAUCACGUUGUUAAUACUACUAGCAAUUCACAAUACUUUCAAUCUAGUUCGAAACGGAAAGAGCAAAUGAGGGGGUUCGGUUUGGAAAGAGAGAGGGGGGAAAUGGGGAAUGAUGAUUCUGAAUUGUUCUGGGCUACCCUUCCCGAUGGUCGUGGAGGCGAUGAGGAGGAGGGAACAGGACUACAGUUGAGUGACGACCAAAGUGAGGAUUUCUUGAGUCUGGUGGAAGAUGCCGAGCCAAGAUUGACUGCCACUGGUGCUAGUGGAAGCCAGGGGCUGAAAGUGGAUGUAAAUUUAAACCUGGGUUUGGGUGCUGGGCCUUCCACUUCAUCAUCUGCUACUGGAAGAGAGCCUCGUUGUCUAGACACACAGAACAAAAGGCCCAAAGUUCAUUCCUUAUCUCUUGAUUGGAUGACUAGUUUUGAACAUGAUUCUCAUUAUGCUGCUCCAUCGAAUGAAACGGUUGGUGAUGAGAGCUUUCAAGAUGUUGGUGUAUCAGGAAACAUCUAUAGAAGCAACAAUGAUACUGUGAAAAUGGAUGAUACGGAAUUGAGGAUGGAUCUCACUGAUGAUUUAUUACAUAUGGUUUUCUCCUUUUUGGACCACAUUGAUCUUUGUCGUGCAGCAAGGGUUUGUAAGCAAUGGAAAGAUGCAAGUUCCCAUGAAGAUUUCUGGCGGUAUUUGAAUUUUGAGAAUAGAAUGAUAUCUGUACAACAAUUUGAGGACAUGUGCCGGCGAUAUCCAAAUACAACUGGAGUAAAUGUUUAUGGAACUCCUGCUUUACACCCCCUUGCCAUGAAAGCAGUGUGUUCGUUGAGAAAACUUCAGGUUUUAACACUGGGUAAAGGUCAGUUGGCCGAGACAUUUUUCCAAGCAUUGCCGGAUUGCCACUUGUUGAUGAAUUUAAAUAUUAAUGAUGCUAUGCUUGGUAGUGGCAUUCAAGAAAUUCCCAUUCAUCAUGAUGGAUUACGAGAGCUUCAGAUAGUUAAAUGCCGUGUGCUUCGUAUCUCCAUAAGGUGUCCGCUUCUUGAAAUAUUGUCUCUCAAGCGAAGUAGUAUGCCUCAUGCAGUUCUCAAUUGCCCACUUCUACAAAGUCUUGACAUAGCUUCAUGCCACAAGCUUUCAGAUGCUGCAAUCCGUUCUGCAGCGACAUCAUGCCCGCGGUUACAAUCUUUGGAUUUAUCCAAUUGUUCAUGUGUCAGUGACGAGACUAUACGAGAAAUAGCUACGGCUUGUGUAAAUCUGCAUGUUCUUGAUGCUUCUUACUGCCCAAACAUCUCUCUUGAAUCUGUGAGACUUACGAUGUUGACAGUUCUUAAGCUUCAUAGCUGUGAGGGUAUUACAUCGGCAUCAAUGAUUGCUAUUGCCUCUUGUUAUAUGCUUGAGGUUCUUGAGCUUGAUAAUUGCGGUUUAUUAACAUCGGUAUCUUUAGACCUUGAACGCCUGAAGAACAUAAGGCUUGUGCACUGUCGGAAGUUUGUUGAUUUAAAUUUAAGAAGCUGGGUGCUAUCAGCAGUUACAGUUUCUAACUGCCCUUCGCUCCAGAGAAUUAGUAUUGCAUCAAAUGCACUCAAAAAAUUAGUUUUGCAAAAGCAGGAAAGCUUGACAACAUUAUCACUGCAAUGCCAUAGUCUGCAAGAAUUAGAUCUUACUGAAUGUGAAUCCUUGACGAAUGCCAUUUGUGAAGUGCUCAGCAGUCAUGGAGGUUGUCCUGCACUGCGAUCACUAGUUUUGGAUAGUUGUGAGAGUUUAACUGCUGUGAGCCUCUCCAGUAAGACUUUAGUUAGUCUCUCACUUGGCGGUUGCCGUGCAAUAACAUCUCUUGAGCUCAAUUGCCCUUAUCUAGAGCAUGUGUCAUUAGAUGGUUGUGAUCAUCUUGAGAGAGCAUCAUUUUCACCUGUUGGCCUUAGGUCUUUGAAUUUGGGCAUAUGUCCCAAAUUGAAUGUGCUCUAUGUUGAGGCACCUCAGAUGGUUUCACUUGAAUUGAAGGGUUGUGGUGUAUUGUCUGAAGCAAUCAUCUAUUGCCCUCGGUUAACAUCUUUAGAUGCAUCUUUCUGCAGCCAACUGAAGGAUGAAUGCCUCUCUGCUACAACAUCUUUGUGCCCACUUAUCGAGUCAUUGGUUUUGAUGUCAUGCCCCUCGGUUGGUCCUGAUGGACUUUCUUCUUUACGCAGCCUUCCCAACUUGACAUACCUUGAUUUAUCCUACACCUUUUUGGUCAAUCUGCAACAAGUUUUUGACUCCUGUUUGUACUUGAAGGUGCUAAAAUUGCAAGCAUGCAAAUAUCUUAGUGACACAUCACUGGAGCCACUCUACAAAGAUGGUGCUCUUCCGGCUCUAUAUGAACUAGACCUGUCAUAUGGCACACUUUGCCAGUCGGCAAUAGAGGAGCUGCUUGCUGGCUGUAUGAACUUAACUCAUGUUAGCCUGAAUGGUUGUAUUAACAUGCAUGACUUGGACUGGGGCUUUCACAGGCACAAACAAUCUGAAAUGAUCACUGUUUACGAGAAUUAUGAGGACCAACCCAUCCGCCUUCUUGAGAACCUCAACUGUGUUGGCUGCCCAAAUAUCAAGAAGGUGAUUGUUCCUCCUGUGGCAAGGUGUGUCCAUUUGUCGUCAUUGAACCUUUCACUAUCCUCAAACUUGAAGGAAGUUGAUAUAUCAUGCUGCAAUUUGCUAUUUCUUAACUUGAGUAAUUGCAACUCUCUGGAAAUUUUGAAGCUCAACUGCCCAAGACUAACCAGUCUUUUUCUUCAGUCAUGUAAUGUUGAUGAGGAAGUUCUUGUGGCUGCCAUUGUGCAAUGCAAUGUGCUGGAGACACUUGAUGUCCGCUUUUGUCCAAAGAUCUCUCCAACAAGUAUGGUUGCAUUACGAUCAGCUUGUCCAAGUCUGAAACGCAUCUUCAGCAGCUUUCUAACAGCUUGACAGCCGCAAUUGGUGUAUCCCAUCAGAGCAUGGUUUGCAUUUCAAUCUUCAACUACCAUAGCUACUACCCCUACCAUGUAUAUAACUAAUUGUUUGCCUUGGAACUUAAGUGCAUUGAACUGCAAAACCAUAUUCCUGUAAGAAGCAAUAUCAAAUGUGUGUAGUGUGUAUCCGGUACGCCGUAUUGUUGUGUGGUUAGGUUUUCAGCAACCCGAGUGAAGUUCAGUUCAGUUCAGUUGAGGACACAUCUAUUGAUUUUACUUGACCAUUAAUAGUGAAUUCAAUUUA